Molecule: messenger RNA, 1319 nt
Organism: Hydractinia symbiolongicarpus
Lineage: Eukaryota; Metazoa; Cnidaria; Hydrozoa; Anthoathecata; Hydractiniidae
Product: actin-related protein 2/3 complex subunit 2-like
Exons: 11
Coding region: 99-989 (296 amino acids)
Biological process (GO): actin filament polymerization; Arp2/3 complex-mediated actin nucleation
Cellular component (GO): actin cytoskeleton; Arp2/3 protein complex
Molecular function (GO): actin filament binding; structural constituent of cytoskeleton
Source: RefSeq, a predicted model, not a curated record
UCGAGCGCAUAAAUUUGAACAUUUCACUCCCAUCACAAAAUACAGUCGAAACUUAACUACCUGUGUUGUUGAUCGCCUACAUUCUUUUUUUUGCCACUAUGAUCCUGCUUGAAAUCAACAACAAUGUUGUAGAAGAAGCUUUAAGAUCUCGAUUUGCUGGGGGUAAAGCUGAUGCAAUUGACAUUAAAGUAGCAGAUUUUGAUGGUUGUAUAUUUCAUGUUGGAAAUCCAGAUAAUGAUAGGACAAAAAUCAUUGUGAGCAUAUCAUUGAAGUUUUACAAAGAGUUACAGAAACAUGGUGCAGACGAGUUAAUUAAGCGUAUAUAUGGUGAUUAUCUCACAACUGCAGAGAACGGUUAUGAUAUCACCCUGGUAAUUGAUCUAGAAAAACUGCCAACAGAUAAAGAAGCCUUGAUUAAGAAAAUUGGCUUGUUAAAGCGAAACUGUUUCGCUUCAGUUUUCGAAAGUUAUUUCGAUCUUCUUGAGAAGCAACAGGAUAGUAAGGAAACGGCUGUGAUUCACUACCGUGAUGACGAAACUAUGUACGUGGAAGCUAAAGCAGAUCGUGUCACUGUCAUAUUCAGCACUGUUUUCAAAGAUGAUGACGAUGUUAUCAUUGGAAAAGUAUUUAUGCAGGAAUUUAAAGAAGGUCGUCGUGCAAGCCAAACAGCACCACAAGUAUUGUUUAGCCAUAAAGACCCACCAAGAGAAUUGGAGGGAACAGACGCUGCACGUGGAGAUAAUAUUGGAUACAUCACCUUCGUUUUGGAGAAAAGACACACUAAUCCGAAAGCUCGUGAAAAUACCAUCAACUUAAUUCAUACAUUCCGAAACUAUUUACACUAUCAUAUCAAAUGUUCAAAGGCUUACCUUCACUCAAGAAUGAGAGCGAAGACAGCUGACUUCAUCAAGGUAUUGAAUCGUGCUCGACCUGAGCCUAAAACUACUGAAAAGAAAACAAUGAGUGGUCGCACAUUCACACGGCAGUAAAAAGAUACACCCGAAGAUAAAAUUUACCUUCAACAAAAUUGACAAGAACUGUCUUGAUGAAUUUUAUAAAUACGUUAUUAUUGAAAAUCAUUUUUGUAAAUUAAAUUUUGAAUCCUUUGAGCUAUGUGAAGCAAAAAUCCUAACACUUUUUCCUAACAAAUGUUUUCCAGUCAAGUUUUAUACCUCUGUGGAAGUUUUGUUUCUUUUAUAUCUCCAGUCACAAUAUUUGUUAAUUUUUCAUUAUUUUGUUUCUCGUUGUUUGUGAUAAGUUUAUUUGUAACAGCAGCAUCUUAACAUACUAUAAAAACUUUUUUCUAUAUAAAGCUCCAA